CCUCAGCAUGUAACAAAAACAGUAGAUGAGCAGGGUUUGCUGUCCAGUCUUAACACCACCACCACCACGACCGCGCACCAGCCCGACCUACAUGCAUAGGGACUGAGGAUGGAAACGUUCAAGAUGAAGAGCAUUCUGAAGGUGUCUAAGCUUAACUCCCAGCUGAAGUUGGAGAGCUCUACCCAGAGUCAAUCCAUUGGGGCGGUGCGCUGGAACCUUCCUGAAGAGGACCUCCAGGCCCACAGCUCAGCCCCUACCAGCCCCCGCAAGAGCAGUGCCCCCUCCACACAUCGCUCAUUGCAACACCCUCAUCAGAAUGGCAUGAAGAACCUGCGCAGUCUGCAGGAAUGUGUCCACUUCAUCAACCAUUGGAAGGAGCAGGUGGCCCAAGUCUGCAAGAGUGGCAGUGAUGCGGGGAAGGGCACCAGUAAAGGAGAGACCCCGGUGGAACUGAAAACAGAACGCAGUCUGGAAGAGAGCAGGAAACUCAUUGUGCUGUGGGCCAAUGAGCUCAACAGCGUCGACAAGCUGGCGAAGGCUAGGCCCUGGGUGCAGGAGAGAUGUGAGGAGGAGGAGGAAGAAGAAAACAAGGAUGGCGAGAUGGAUCCCGAUGAGGAAGUGCAGCAGAGGAUCAUGGAGUGGGCCAAGGAGCUACAGAGCGCCUCAGAGCGUUGUGGGGUGCAGAGCAAUGAGCUAGGCAAUGUUCUGCGUCUGCUGGGUCUGAGGAAGAAGAGACUGAUCAACCUCCUGCCCUUACUGGAGUUCAUUACUUGGUCACUGCUCAAGGAGGACUGCAAGGGUGGCAUUUCUCCGCUGUGGCUGUCAGCGAAGCAGUGCACCUGGAAGGCAGGCACUCCAAGAUACAUCCCUAACUCAGUGUGGAACUGGAUGAUCAGUGCAUCAGCCGAUGUGACCUUUGACCCCAUGACCAACCACCUGUGGCUCCAGCUCUCAGAUGACCACCGCAAGGUCCAGGAGGGCAUAUCUGAGUCCAAUCUGCCCUUCAGUUCCCAGCGCUUCGACGCCUGGCCUGGCGUGCUGGGCUGGGAGGGAUACGCCUCCGGACGGCACUACUGGGAAGUCGACAUAGCCAACAACGGCUACUGGCGGGUCGGCCUGACCACGGCGAGUGCCGAACGCCAGGGCCGCUUCCCCAUGAGCCCGCAGACUGGCUACUGGACCCUGUGGCGCAGCAUGCACCAGUUCUACGCCUGUACCAAGCCUGAGACGCCCCUGCCCCUGGGUCUGGUGGCCCGCCGGAUGGGGAUCUAUCUAGACUACGAGGAAGGACAGAUCUCCUUCUACAACGCAGAGACCAAGACCCACAUCUAUACAUUCACAGGCAAGUUCAAGGAGAAGCUGUACCCGGUGUUUGCCCCGCUGGACGGGCGCUCACUCAUCACCAUCAUCUCGCCACACAAGGUCUCUACACUUUGAAGACAUCACAGGUCUUUGGUUAAGAGAUUCUCCCCAACAUAAGCUGACUACAGAUCUGGUUUUCCUCCGCCUUUCAAUCACUGGCUUAUUUGGACUUGGACAACCAGGUGUGUGGAGUGGACUCUGGUUAAUCAAUAAGAUUCAUUGAUCAAUAAAGUACCAAGAAUAAGAGAAAACCAUUGGAGAAGAGUUUGAGCAGUUGACACUUUGACCCGCAAAGCCUUGGGUUGAGGAUGGGUUUGCCCUGUUUUGACAACAGUUGGCCUUGACACUUCUGUAUGGAUCUUAAGAGCUAUAUGGGAAGAAGCAAAUAGGCAACUUCAUACCCUAAAAUAAAACAAAUGAAUUUGACAAGCUAGAUUUAAACAGUACAUGUCUGAACCCCCCCCCCCCCCCCCUCGUUUUAAUACGUAAAAAAACAACUAAAUACUGUAUAUAAAUUGCAUUAUAAUACUGAAACAGCUAGCUAGAUGGAAGAUGAGAAAUGUAUACUGAGGAAAUCUAACUACAAUAUAUCUAUAUAUUGCAGUGUAUCUAUUUACCUAUAUACAGUAUCUAUACCUUUAUGUCUUCAUAUAUUUACACACUUUCAUAAUAUGUAUACAGUCCCUUCAGAAAGUAUUCACACCCCUUGACUUUUUCCACAUUUUGUUGUGUUAUCGCCUGAAUUUAAAAUGAUUACAUUUCGAUUUGUCACUGGCCAACUCACAAUACAACACAAUGUCAAAAUGGAAUUAUGUUUUUAGAAAUGUGUACAAAUUAAUAAAAAAUGAAACGCUUGAGUCAA
Molecule: messenger RNA, 2224 nt
Organism: Oncorhynchus mykiss (rainbow trout)
Lineage: Eukaryota; Metazoa; Chordata; Actinopteri; Salmoniformes; Salmonidae
Product: butyrophilin subfamily 1 member A1-like
Molecular function (GO): protein binding
Source: RefSeq, a predicted model, not a curated record